Molecule: messenger RNA, 1065 nt
Organism: Aureobasidium uvarum
Lineage: Eukaryota; Fungi; Ascomycota; Dothideomycetes; Dothideales; Saccotheciaceae
Source: the annotation of a GenBank genome assembly
AUGGCUUACAACAACAACAACAACAACAACAACCAAUAUGCGGGCUACGGCGGAAACCCCUACGGCGAUGGAGACAACCCUCAACAUACUGACUACCUCCAGAAUCAGCCUCUCCAACCUCCGGCGCCCACUCGUCACGGCGAGUCCAACUACUCGGCCAUGACUCAGGACUCGCAGUAUAGCACAUCGCAAGCUGCUGGCGUACCUGGUCAGCAACCUGGCGGUGUCGUAGCCACUGGAACCCAACCCGUCAUGCAUCAGGCAGCCCCCACUGUCCUCAGCAACCAGGACUUCCUGGCGCGCGUCGAAGCUGCAAAGGCCGAUAUUCGUCAAUUGACCCAAUACAUUUCCGAAAUUGCCGCCGCCCACCAGCGCACUCUCAACAGCCCCGAUGGUUCCUCCAACCAGGCUCUCGAGUCCAUUGUCACCCAGACACAGGUUCUCAACACUUCCAUCAAGGACCAGAUCAAGUUUCUCGAAACAGAUGCUGCCAGAAGUGGACGCAACAACAAUAUCAAGAACAGCCAGGUUGGCCAGCUCAAGACGAGCUUCAAGAAGCAGCUCGAGGAGUACCGCAACGAGGAAGCCAGCUAUGAGCGCCGCUACCGUGAGCAAAUCGCUCGCCAAUAUCGCAUUGUCAACCCCGAGGCCACCGACGCCGAAGUCCAGGAGGCCUCCAACGCCGACUGGGGCAAUGAGGGUGUUUUCCAGACUGCUACCAACCGUUCGGCCACCGCCAGCACCGUCCUUGGCGCUGUUCGUGCUCGUCACAACGACAUUCAACAGAUUGAGCGUACUCUGAUUGAGCUCAACAAGCUCUUCGAGGAUCUUGCCGAGGCCGUCGUCAUCCAGGAACCUAUGAUCCAACAAGCCGAGCAGCACACAGAGAACGUUAAGAAGGAUACUGAGGCCGGUAACGUGCAGCUCGACAAGGGUAUCUCACAUGCCCGUCGCGCCCGCCGCCUGAAAUGGUGGUGCUUGCUCAUAGUUGUCAUUAUCUGCAUUAUUGUCGCUCUGGCUGUUGGUCUCACUGUCGGUCUGAACCAAAAGAAAAACAACGCUUAA